GUGCCGUUCCGUCACAACGUGAGCGCGAUAUUAUUAAUACGACUCGUUCUCGCGAAUGCUCAAUACGCCACGAAAAUAAAUCGUAAGAUUUUUUUGAUUUUUUUUAAAGCCCCCGUAAAGUAUAAUACUAUUCCAAGAAUUGUGUGGGUGUUUUUUUAAAUUUUAACAUUUUAGAAAAUUGUAGUCGUCCUAUUCUAUUUUUACUCCAGUUUUGCUAGUUAAUACUACGAGUUACACACGUGUAAUAAUAAACGAAUUAUAAUUCGAAACAUCAUUGUAUUUCUAUAUGAUUUAUUGUUACUCUCAAUUCUCUUGAAUUUUGACCAGUAACAAACUUAAUAAUAAAUGACGUAUUUUAUUGGAUAUGGCAUUACUCACGGGACUUGAAGUGCAUUAAGUUUGUUUUGCACCGUAAUAAAAUAACUUGUUUUAAAUGGAUUUAAAACUUUUGAAUUCAGACAUUAGCACUCGCGUGAAAAUUAUUUUGAUUGAUGAUAAUCAUUAUUAAAUAAUAUUAUAGUAUAAAUACCAAAUAAUGCACUCGAUGGACGAUGCGAAACAAUAUGGAAUUAUCGAGAAACGGCUCAAAUAUAAAUAACGGAUACAAAAAGCAACGUUAAACAUUAAGUCAUCAAGGUUCCGGAGCGGGCCAUGAACGAAUCGGAUUUUGGCGGGCCAAACUCGACCAGUAACGGAACUGACGGCGUGGCGUGGCCCGACAGCAACCAGUUCGAGCUGCCAUGGUGGCACCAGCUGGCGUGGACUGUGCUGUUUGUACCAAUGAUCAUGGUGGCCACGGGCGGCAAUCUGAUCGUCAUUUGGAUAGUCAUGACCAACAAGCGGAUGCGGAACGUGACCAACUACUUUCUGGUGAACCUGUCCAUCGCGGACGCCAUGGUGUCGACACUCAACGUGUCCGUAAACUUUAGCUAUAUGCUGACCAGCAACUGGACGUUCGGCACGGCCUACUGCAAGAUCAGCCAGUUCGUUGCCGUGCUGUCCAUAUGCGCUAGUGUGUUCACCCUGAUGGCAAUUUCCAUCGACAGGUACAUAGCAAUAAUUCACCCUCUAAGGCCACGUCUGGGUCGGAAGACGACGCUGAUGAUAGCCACCAGCAUUUGGGUGGUGGGUACGAUACUGUCCAUACCAAACCUGAUAUUCUUCACUACGCACACGGAGCUGUUUCCCAACGGCGAUCAGCGGGUCAUAUGCUACGCCGAGUGGCCAGACGGAAUCACUACGAAUAGCUUCCAGGAAUACGUUUAUAAUGUUUCGUUUAUGAUAAUUACAUAUUUCAUUCCUAUUGGACUGAUGGGUUUCACCUACGCUAUGAUCGGUCACGAGCUGUGGGGAAGUCAGAGCAUCGGAGAAUGUACACAGAGGCAGCUAGAGCAUAUCAAGUCCAAGAGAAGAGUUGUGAAAAUGAUGAUCGUUGUAGUUACGAUUUUCGCCAUCUGUUGGUUGCCAUAUCACAUUUACUUCAUUGUGACAUCUCAUAUGCCGGAAUUAACUAACGCACCGUACAUACAAGACGUAUAUUUGGCCUUUUACUGGCUAGCAAUGUCCAAUUCUAUGCACAAUCCUAUCGUGUACUGUUGGAUGAACUCCAGAUUCCGUCAAGGAUUUAAGCAGUUCUUUUCUUUCGUACCAUGCAUCAAUGUGAGAACCGGCAGCCUGAUCCGACGGGAAGUUGUCACCAGCAGGCACCGUUUGCAUACCCUUGAACCACCUUUGCACCGACAACGGAAGAGGUCACCUGAAAGUACCGGCGGCACAUUGGAGGCAGGCGAAAAAACACGGCAUCGACAGCAGUGUUGGCGAAAUGAGCAGCACCAGCUUCAGCAACGCAGUGACGGGGGUAACGUUAGCCAUGGCGAGUACGUCGACCUGCAACGAAAACAGCAUCAACUGCAGCGAGGACAACUUGAAGACCUGUCUAGGAAAAAAUGUAAAUUCCGCAUCCUGACAACAAUCGUCGCAGAAGGACAAAAGGAACAACGAUUCCCAUCACCGUCGAUCGUUGACGACCGAUGUUACUACUCCGAGAAACGGUGCGACACAGCAGAGUUGGAUUUAACGACCGAGUUAGAGAUGCGAAAUCUCUCAGUUCCACUCGGAUAAUAUUUUGCGAAUACAAUUAUCGUAAUACAAAUUGAAAUUUACGUGUAUGUGUGUGUGUGUGUGUGUGUGUAUGUGUGUGUAUGUUUGUGUCCCGGUGUGUUUGUAAUGUUUGUAAAAUAUCAGUGGCACCAAAGUCCUAACAAAUUUUAUGGAGAGAUAAAGUGACUUACAACCACUCAAAUAUUAUCGAAACCCAAAUCAUCCCCAAACGAAAUCUUUCCUGUAAAAAUCAAAUCAACCUCUUAAAAGGACGCUAUAUCCGCAUGUGUUGUCUCUGUCUUAUACAUGCGUAACAUAGUUAAAAACUGUUUUGUGCGGGACAACUUUGCUCCUUCGAUAUUUUAAUCAAAACAACCAAAAUUAUAAAUCCCAUUGGGAAGAACUUUACCUGUGACGUAGCGUUUUAAUUUUUUUGAUAACAUGAAUGCAAUUAAAGUUAUCGGUUUGAGAACUUUAGGUAUUUUUCAUUUAAUUAUUAAAAAUUAUUGGUUACCACUAUUAAAAAAUUAAAACGCUACAACACAGGUAAAUUUCUUCUCAAUGCGAUUUAAAAUUUUGGUAAUUUUGAUAUAAAUAUCGAGGGAGUAAAAUUGUCCCGCGCAAAACAAUUUUUAACUAUGUUACGCGUGUAUAAGACAGAGACAACACAUGCAGGUAUAGCGUCCUCUUAAUGGACUUAACUAGUUUUAAAGAACAAUCUUGUCCAAAUUACAAAUUAAAUUACAACUGCAAUCCUUGUGUGUACUCUGAGGCCACUGAUACAAAAGAUCAAACUUGAACAAUGACGCUUGGACACACGCAAUUUAAUUAUAUUAUAUAAUUUAUUAUUAUAACAUUUAAAAUAUAUUGUUCGCACUUCAGUACAUUAGUACAUGAUGUAAGAAAAUAGCACUGAAAUAUUCGAAAUCGUUUUUUCCAUCAGCAUGCACCAUUUACGGCCAACAAUAAAUUCCUAAUAAAAUAAUAUUAUGUUUAGUAUACUCUCGUCUCAACCGCCAUUCUGAAAUGAUUAUCCCAAUUUUGAUCUCAUUAUAAAUAUUAAUAUUGGUAGUUAUUGUGCUCACAAAAUUAUUGAUAUAUAUAUAAAUAUACAUAUAUCGGUACAAAAUAUUAUUUAAACGUUUCAAAAAUUAAUCAAAAACAAUUUAACUACUAAACAAGAUUUUUUCAUUAUCCGGUUUGGUAUUGUUUAAAUCAAUUUAAGUAUUCAAUUCCUAGUAGGAUUUAGCGUAUUUAUCUUUAUUGCGAUUUACUCGUAUUGUGAUAUUUUUUCUACAUGAAUAACUCUAUAACCAUAUUUUUUAAUAAAAUAUACAGUAUCUUCAAUGUAAGUAUUUUUUUUCUUUUUCGUGCCAUCAUUUGGAGAAAAAUAAUUCAUGAAAAAAUGUUAUUUACAGUGAGUCGUGGGUAUACUAAAUAUUUUCAAAACACUAAAUAAUUUCUUAAUCUUAAUCAUACCAUGAUAGACUAAGAUAAGUAUACCAAACAGGAAAUAUUUUAUAGAUUUUAUAGAAUAUGUUUAAUUAAAUGUAUUUUAAUAAAUCCAACUUUGAUAUUUUUUUUUCUUAAGUGAGAAAUACAACUCUUUAAACUUCAAUCUAAUUUAAUUUUGUUUUAGCCUUGUUAUUUUUUACUGUACAAAAAGUAAAAAGAAAAAAAAAUAGAAAAAAACAGUUUCUUACUAAUCAAAUAAUCAAUAGUCAAUAGAAAAAAAUUAAUUUUAAAUGUUUAUAAUAGUUAUUACUUUCGUAUCUAUUUAUUUUAUUGAUUGUUCAAUCAAUUAUUUUAUUUAUUAUUUAUAAAACUAAAAAUGUAAAGCAUAAUGCAUAUUAUUAUCAUAUUAUAUAUUCAAGCAAGCAUUAUUAUUCAUUUUGUUAUAUCGAACGAUUAACUUCAUAACUUUAUACAGCAAAACUAAAAUCCAAUCGAUAGCUUAAGUUGGAGGUUUCUUGAGCGUACCUAACUCAUUUAUUUAUUACUAUAAUAAAAAUCAUGUACUUAAGUACCAUUGUUGGAUAUACUUAACAAUACAAUUUAAUUUAAUAACAAUAUCCAGGUAUAUCUUAGUGUACAGUAAUUUAACGAAAUCUUUGGUUUUAACGCGCAACGUGUGGGCGUUAAAUAACAGUAAUUUAUACAUUUAUUUUCAUUUUCUUUUAAUCGAAUAACUACCUGCGAGGAAGCUUAUAAAAUACCCGAACCACCGCCGCCACCGCCGCUCAUCCUACGAAUACCACUUAUAAUUUAAUAAUAUGUACCUACGUGUGCGUCCGUAUAUAAGGAUUACGUGUGAUUUUAAUCCAUUACACAAACCCUCCAUGCGAGUCGUUGAUGCUGUGUAAACGGAUUCAAAGUCCUUGUUUCGCGGUUAAUUCCUCGUCCGUUCGAUAAAACUCGGUCAUUUCGAAAUAGCGCUCCAGGAAAUCACGUUCUAUGUAUACAUAUACGAAAUGUCACUGGAUUCAAUUUAUUAUUCAUAUGCCCAAUCUGAUAAAUAUCUAUCAAUUGUUUUAUUCACUUAAACACAAUGAUAUUUUGUCUAAGAAUUUAAACACAAAUGUAUAUAAUAUUAAGUCAACUUGCCAGAUUCUAAACGGGAAAAAAUCAGUUACGUUUUCAUAGAUUUUCGUUACCUGAAACGUAUUAUCAUAUCACUCUUACCAUACUAUUAUACUAAAGUUUCACUUCAUUCAAUCAUCAUCGCACUAUUAUCCAAGUAUUAACAAGUGGACGUCGUAGAUCCAUUGGACAGGCGACACAGCAUGUAAUCUUAUUAUUCUAACACAAAAAUGAUUCCAGUGUGAAGACAUUUAAAUGUUUUAUGGCUCAUCUUGAUUGUGCACUUACAACGAUCAUUAUCAAUAAUAAUUGAAUUGUUUCGUUUAACCAAUUUGCAUUGUAAUUCAUUAAAAACGUAUUGUUGCAGUCGUUGCAGACCUAAAUUAAAAAUAUAUAUUUUGUUAAAUUAAAGGUUGACCGGUAUUGUAUUUUUGAUUAGUGUUAUCUGUAUACAACCCUCAUUUGAAUUAGUUCACAUUAUUUCAUAAUUAUACAUAUAUAACACAUACCUCCACCCUCUUAUAUGCCAUUUUUUGAAUGUAUUCGUAUGCACUAUAUGUGUGUAUAGGGUAGGGAAAUCUAUCAAUCUCGUAAUUCUAUGUUAAAAAGUAAAAACAUAUUUAAAUUCAUAUAAAUAUUACUAAAGUUUGUUUGACAAAUUAAAAAUAUACAAUUUAAAAUACAUAAAUAAAUAAUGGAACAUGAUUAGGUCAGGUUAGAUAAGUUCUCACUAAAGCUAAAUACAAUAUACCUAAGACCAAUCAUUAUAAUAUUAAGUAUAGGAUCCUCUCACUGUUACAUAUUAUAUUUAUAAUUUCUUAUCAGUUUAUAAUAAUUAUUUCUUAUACUACUUCAUGUAAACAUUUAAUUUUUUUUUUUUUAUUUAACUAUUAAAUUUGUUAAAGGCUACAUGUAAAUAUAAAAUAAAUACAACUAAAAAAUAAUACAUGAUAAAAUGUGUGAAAAAAAUAACUUCAAGCAUCACGCUAAUAAAAUAGAUUGAAAAUAACCAUAACUAAAACAAAAAUAUAAAAUAUAAUUUUAAUACAAUUUGUGUUUGUGUACUACUAUAUGAGUCUUAAAUAAACAGGCAUCAAAAUGGCCCCUUGAAAAUAUAUUUACACGUUUUACUAAAAAAAUUAACAAAUCAGUAACAAUUAUUCUACAUAUUUUAUAUAAUUUCAAAUUAAGAAAUAUUAUUUAAUAUUAAAUAAAUUUAAUACAGAAAAAGGUCCCAUAUUGGUAAUAAUAAUCCUACUUGUUGUAGAAAUGGACUUUGGAAAAGUUAUUACACUGUGUGGUUGUGUAACUUUUUAAAUUAAUCUUAGAAAAUAAAGUAUGUAAUUCAAUUUUACUUUAUAACAUAAUAUAUAUUCCAAAAAUAAAAUCACACUUAUAGACACGCCUACGUUCUGUUAUUGUAUCAAUCAUAAGCCUCUUAGUUACGGGAGUAUAAUAACUGUGGAGUGAAUAAAGAAUAUUGUAAUAUAGAUCUAGGUAAUCUUAAAAAUGUUCGUUAAACAUGAUCGCUCUAACUGAAUACAAUUGCCGGAUCAAAUACGACACAGCCGUAUUCAAGGAGAGGUCGGAGAGGACAUACUAAAAUAACUUAAACGUAUCAUAAUGCACAAUGUAACACUUUUAUAACAGAUUGAUACUUUAAAUUCCUCGUCAAUCUCGUAACGAAACUUUGAAAUUUUAAAGCUUUAAAAGUAAUGACUUGCCAAUCAAUAAGAUGUCCAGUAUCAAAAGUAUGAUUAAAUCUAAAACCAAGGUUUCAAGGUCAAUUAUUAUUCAAAUAUAGAGGUAUUUAUCGGCAUCUAUUACCUAAUAAAUAAUAUAAUAGUAUAUUAUAUACUAUAAUGCCAUUAAUUUAAUCUAAUAGUGACUGAUGAGAAAUGGCCAAUGUUGUCGUUACACCCUGUUUUUGUUUAUGCACAGUGGGGAUGUAUAAGUCAUACACCUCCAAAAAAUAAGAACCUUCUAUUAUAUUUUGAUUAUUUUGGAGUAAAUAUUAUCAACAAAUACAUGAACGUUUACUAUAAAUACAGUAUACUGUAUAUUGAAGAAUAUAGGUACCUAGGUAUUAUUUUUCCAGCUAUGACAUAAUAUUAUGAAAUAAUCUUUUGUGGCUAAAGAUUAUUAAGCAAAGGUUAAUAUUGUAUAGAACAGAUUGGUCACAGAUAUGUAUUUAUUUAAAUAACACAAUAAUUAUAAUAUUAUUUGAUUGUAUUUUUAUCAUUAGUAUGCUUCGGCAAGUGUUAUUAUAAGCUGUAGGAUUUUUAUUUUGUGACGGUAGGGUAUGGCGGUGGGUUUUUGAAACACGUGUUCUCGUGUAUGAAACAUGACUUGAUCGUUAAGAACCCGAAUGGUUACCCAUCAGAGAACUAAUAACACUGGGCGAUGCUUGAUAAUAUCACCAUUUAAUAAUUUCAACCAAACACUACACCUCAAUAAUAUUAUUAUACUAUAUAUUUUUUAAAUAACUUUGAACACGGGUAAUGACUUUUUUAUUUAUCAUUAUGCAGUAUGCAAUACGGCUUAUAUGAAUGCAAGUACGUUUAUUACUUCUUUGUUAAUAAUUCGUUAUAACAGAAAUCCACUGUUAAAUUGUGUUGUUCGUAUAUUUAUUAUGGCUUUCUGUUUAAAAAAAUUAAAUAUUUUAUUGUUUAUAUUACUAUAAAUAUUAUCUAUUACCUAAGCUCUAUAAUACAUAAGUAAUAUUAAAUCAAUAAUAAUAUAAGCUAUAAAUUCAUAAAAAGAAGUACUCAAAAAGAAAUUAACGAUCAAGAUCUUCAGUUUCAAAUAUUUCCUUUCUAGUUGCAAUCAGCCCUAUUUAAAAAUUCAUCAACUAAAUAAAAAUAAUUCAUUAUUGAUUUGAGUAAUCAAGAGAGUGAACCAUGUCACAUUGAACUAGCAGUAAUUUAAAUUAAUAUAAUUUACUGACAGAAAAAUUAAUUUUAAAAUAAUUGUGACAGUUUUAUUUUGUAACUACGAUUUUAUCGUAUUUUACUUAUAUUAAAAUAAAGUACAUAGAUAAAUAUUUUUAAUUAUUUUUAAUAUAUAGACGGUGUGGAAGAUCUAGAGGUUAGAGAAUUCUUUACAAUUUGUGCACUCCCAACAUUUUGUUUUAGUCACACCUAAGGUUGUUCUGUAAAUACUUUAAAUUAGCUGAUUUAUCAACAGCUUUGAUAGAUUGAUUCACACCAUUUAGCCAUUGUUGUCACAACCUUCCACGUAGUCGUCUCUCAAAUAAGUUUUUAGUUUAUGUUAGUUUUAACUUUUAUAUUUUCAUUAUUAUUAUAAGAUCAGUAGUCAGUACCUAUAAUAUACCUCAAAAUAUUCAAUAAAUAAGUAUACAGUUACCACGUCUUAGAAGUACAUUUUCACAAUAAAACCAUAUUAUUUAACUAUGUACUAAUCAUUUUCUACUGUAUUAAAUUCACUGCAACAAUACUAAAAAAAAUUAUCAAAAAGUAUCCCGCUAAAAUAUCAAUAAAUUUAAAAACGGAGAUAAAGUCAUUUAACUUAGAAAUUAACACAUUUCAGAAUACGUAUAUAAGCCGAACCGGCUACUUGAAAUAAUAUGAUACAGUGAAUAUCUUCUUGGAUUGAUUAAUCGUGAAAAUAAUAAAAAUAUAUUACCCUUAUUUUUCAUAAAUGCGACGAAAUCCAACAUCGGUAAACGGUAUAUAUAAUAUAAUAUAAUAUCGUACGUUUUGAAACAUAUGUCACUGAUUCACCGAAAUACGUGAGGUCCUUAUUUUUAUUGUUUUUUUUUCUCGUAUUCGAUGACCAUUCAAAAUAUUAAAUUGCUAGUGUGUCAUAGUAUACACAUUUACACACAUACAUACAUGCAUACACCUGCACACACAUAUAUACAUGUAUGUACAAUGUACACAAAAGAAACUAAUGCGUAAUGACGUUAUAUUUACCGUCACCGACUUUUAAACUGAUCUGGUCAAAUAUUUCGGCCAUCGUACAAUUCGAAGCACGCGUAUGUACAUUUAUAAAUUAUAUAUAUAAUUUUAAAAUAAUAAUAAUAUGGUCGCUUCCAUUUUCCACAAAAUUUUAAAUAUAAGCUUUUGGGUGUGUCCCAUCAUACCCAUAUGUUUUAUACACAUGUUAAAUAAAUUUUUAAUAUUUCUAAACGAUCCCGCCACUUUAUCAUCUCCUUUUAUAAUACAAUAUUGUACAAAGUACAGCGCAAACCGACCAAACGCGUAUAAACAAAAAGUGUGUUCUUACAUAUAAGUAUAUAAUACCUUUAAUAUAUUUAUCAUAUUUUAUCGUUUCGCCGUACCUGUGUAAUACGUAUUUUCCCUGGUGGAUGGCUCUACGCGCACGCAAAACGUCUGUCUUCUGUUUACCGAUUUAUGACUUAAGUCCAAAAAGCCCCGCAUAACCUUGACUGUGCCAAAACACAUAUUGCAUUAUUGCCAUAAUACUAUACGUUCCUAAAUACUGUUAUAUAAUCAUAGGUAUAUAUUUUAAUAUUAAGUACCCAUAUUUAAUCUAUGAGUAUAAUAUUGUGUGUACAACUUUUAUUAUUACGCAUUAUUUAUAUUGUUGUUGUUAUUGUUGUUGUUGUUGUUGUUGUUGUUAUUGUGGAUGAUGUUUUUGCUGCACAACAGAACAGAAUAAUAUAGAAACACGACGUUUUUAAGCAAUAAAAGUUAUAUAAUAACACAUGUAUACCUACAGACUACACUAAUCCAUGAAUAACGUUGGUUUUAUUUAUUUUUUUAAAUUAAUAUCAAAUACUUCAAAAUAAAAUAUCAUUAUUGUAUAUAUUUAAAAUAGUUGAUAACCGUUAUUAAAAUAUAUUACGUAUCCCUUAAUAAUAUUAUUGUUCCAUUUAAUUAUUUAGCUCAAAUGCCACUUUAAUUAGUUACUUGUAUUGAACCUUUGUAAUUACACAGAGACUUAUUUGACUCAUUCCAAUGUAAAUUAACUUCCAAAAAAAAUGAAAAAUUUGGUAACAAUGGAUCAUUGAUGCGAAUAAUUUUUUAACAUAUUAUAUUAUUAAUAUAAUUAUUGUAUACUAGUAUAUAUAUAUUAGGUAGAUAAUAUUAUAGUGUAAUAGUUAACUAGACACAGCUCGCGUCUACUCGAAAAUAUAAUUCUAUCAACAACACUUGCUACAGAUACUGUCGACAUUAAUUUUUUGUAAAUUAUAUUAAUCGUCCGUACCUACUCCAAUAAUUUUGAGUUACCAUAUGUGAUUAUUUUUAAUUAUACCUAUUCAAUUUAAGGCUAUGAAAUAUUAUAUUGUAUGUGUGCGUGUGCGUAUUUUUAUGUUCAUGUGUGUGUGUGUGUAUGUGUGUGUGUUUUUUUUUUUUUAAUAAAUGCUUUUAACUGUAAA
Molecule: messenger RNA, 10045 nt
Organism: Rhopalosiphum padi (bird cherry-oat aphid)
Lineage: Eukaryota; Metazoa; Arthropoda; Insecta; Hemiptera; Aphididae
Product: tachykinin-like peptides receptor 99D
Exons: 9
Coding region: 652-2121 (489 amino acids)
Biological process (GO): G protein-coupled receptor signaling pathway
Cellular component (GO): plasma membrane
Molecular function (GO): tachykinin receptor activity
Source: RefSeq, a predicted model, not a curated record